Osmerus eperlanus (European smelt) is the source of this 1811-nucleotide messenger RNA. RefSeq names its product cystinosin, lysosomal cystine transporter (gene ctns). The transcript has 10 exons. Gene Ontology annotation, biological process: L-cystine transport. Gene Ontology annotation, cellular component: lysosomal membrane. Lineage: Eukaryota; Metazoa; Chordata; Actinopteri; Osmeriformes; Osmeridae. The record is from RefSeq and is a predicted model, not a curated record. Gene Ontology annotation, molecular function: L-cystine transmembrane transporter activity. The coding region runs from base 212 to 1336 and encodes 374 amino acids.
UCAUAUGACCAAGUGUCAGUUUACGGAAGUAUUGAGAAUCAAAACAAUUUCAGCCGACGGUAUUGUACAAGUUCUGCAUUUUACGAACUAUAUGUCAGAAAAAGGGAAUGUUUAAUUACGGAUGAAGUUAGUAGAUCGGUUGUAGAAUCAUAGCGGUUAGCGAUUUAUUUUUUAAGAACAAAACUAGUUGUUUUUGUUCUAACCGCUUAAGAUGCCACGGAGAUGUCUUCUUCCGGUCGUUUCCCUUGCGUUAACACUGUGUGUUGCAUUCGCCGAGAACGUGACUCUUACUGCUCCCGGUACCGUUGACCUCGAGGAGACAGCGUCAACUAACGUCACCAUCACCGCCAGUUAUUCUCUGAACGUGUCGGCCAUCAUCCUCUUUAACAUCACCGAUAGGUCUGCGAAUGCCAGCUACAUUCUGCAGCUUCCUGAUCAGGUGGAGCUUCCUGCCAAAUCUUCCAAUGUCAACUUUCUGGUAGUAGCGAAGCACGUGGGUCAGGUGACGGCCUAUCUCUAUAGCAACAACACUGACAUCGCCAGUUCCGUGACGAGGAUCCGUUUCCUGGUUGUGCGCAGCAACUUCCUGUCCAUCAUUAACCAGGUGAUUGGCUGGGUCUACUUUCUGGCCUGGUCCAUCUCCUUCUACCCCCAGGUGGUGGAGAACUGGAGGAGGAAGAGUGUGGUGGGCUUAAACUUUGACUACGUGGCGCUGAACCUGACAGGGUUUAUAGCGUACAGUGUCUUCAACGUGGGCCUCUUCUGGGUUCCUUACAUGAAGGAGGAGUUUGUGAAGGCGCACCCUAACGGGGUGAAUCCUGUAGACUCCAACGACGUGUUCUUCAGUCUUCACGCCGUGCUGCUCACCCUGGUCUACGUGGGCCAGUGUGCCACAUAUGAGAAAGGCGGGCAGAAAGUAUCCAAAGUGGCGAUAGGCUUGCUGGUGAUUGGUUGGACGUUUGCCCUGAUCACCCUCUUCGUGGCGUUAGCCAAUAAGAUCAGCUGGCUGGAGUACCUGUACUGCUUCUCCUACAUCAAGCUGGGGGUCACUCUGGUCAAGUACAUCCCACAGGCCUACAUGAACUACCAGAGGCAGAGUACGGAGGGCUGGAGUAUAGGCAACGUCCUGCUGGACUUCACAGGAGGGAGCUUCAGCCUGCUGCAGAUGUUCCUGGAGUCCUACAACAACAAUGAGUGGAAGAUGAUUUUUGGUGACCCCACUAAGUUUGGCCUGGGACUCUUCUCCAUUUUAUUUGAUGUGAUAUUCAUCAUCCAACACUACUGUCUGUACAGACACAGCACACAGUACCAACCAUUUGAAGGUACUGAGAACUAGUCAUCAGUACUAGCCAGUACAAGACCAGGACUCAAUGCCAGAACCAGCAAGUACUGGACCAGGACCACAUUGUAGUAUCAACUGGUAGUAGCCACAACCAGAACCAGAACCCAGUGCCAACUGGUACCGGACCAGACCAGGUCUAGACCCCGCUACCAGCUAAUAGAAAACCAGGAACAGAUCACAGUACCAGUGCAUACCGGACCAGGACCACAUUCCAGCACCAUCUAUGGUAGGGUCCUCUAGUCCAGAACCGCUGGGUGACAUUCUGGUGAACACAGGUCUUUUUCUGCUGCUUACAGAACCUCUUAAAGAGCACUUUGAUCAGGGUGUAGGGAAUUAUUAAGUUUGAAUACCACUUAAUCAAUUGUUUGGACAUAAUAUAAUUUUCCUGUUUACAUUUUCUGUUAUCCUUGAAUUGACAGAAGCCUUAAUGUGUAUUGUGCAAAUAAAAUGUCUUCCUUUUUCCGAUCAA